Molecule: messenger RNA, 1942 nt
Organism: Salmo salar (Atlantic salmon)
Lineage: Eukaryota; Metazoa; Chordata; Actinopteri; Salmoniformes; Salmonidae
Product: adipose-secreted signaling protein
Source: RefSeq, a predicted model, not a curated record
GACUGCAGCUAUAGGUCACCGAGAAAGCGACGCGCCACGCAUGGCUGUUAUACACUGCGUCGGUCCGGAGGAGGAGAGCUGGAGAGGAAACUGAGCAGCGCCUCCGAGAUAAGAGAUCAGACAAACACAGCAAGCAGCGUGCCGUUUGGGAUGGUUUCGCGUUCCACUGUCAGAUACCACCACCACUAAGCGCUGAACAAAUCUCCAAAGCGGAGGGUAAUGAUGACAUCACAAAUUCAGACUGAUACAGUGUGAUCCAUCAUUCCUGGCCUGACAUUGACAUGGCAACAGGCAGGAAGGGGUCGACCUCGAAGGGAGGAAGCGUGCAUUUCCCUGACGACGAGGAUGCCAUGGGCUCCCCUGUUCACCGUGAGGACAAAGCCAAGGAUUCGGCCAUCCCUGCUCUCCCAGAGCCUGAUGGGAACUUCCUGGUUAAGGUAGGGUUCCUGAGGAGUCUGCAUCGUUAUGAGAUCGUCUUCACCCUCCCAGAGGUGCCUGUGCUGGGGAAAGAUGUGUGCUCCCUCCCUUCCUCUUCAUCACCGACGCCCAGACCCCUCCUCAAAGUCAACCGUGUCACACCCACACCAGAGGGUGGGGUGAAGGUGACGUGUGAGUACACCACCCACCAGGAGGGGGUGCUGCAGGAGGAGCUGACCCUGGUCAGCCGGGGAAAGAGGGACCAACGUCUGCAGGUCAGACUACAGGCCCGGGUCAUGGAUCGUCAUCAUGGUACUCCUAUGCUGCUGGAGGGGGUGCGGUGUCUGGGGGCGGAGAAAGAAAAAAGGAAAUGAGCCGUCCGUCCCUUUAUAUCUUCCCCCUCCUGUAGAGACCAGCCAUCGUCCGUCCCUUUAUAUCUUCCCCCUCCUGUAGAGACCAGCCAUCGUCCGUCCCUUUAUAUCUUCCCAACCCCUCCUGUAGAGACCAGCCAUCGUCCGUCCCUUUAUAUCUUCCCACACCCUCCUGUAGAGACCAGCUGUCGUAGUGGAGCAAAACCAGCACUUACCUGCACUUAGCCGCACACAGGCAUGCACCCGUAGUGGCACACACACACACACCUGAGGAAGCUGAUGGGAGGUGCUAUAGGGACGGCUUAUUGUAAAGACUGGAAUGGAAUGUGGAACGGUAUCAAACAUAUGGAAACCACGUUUGACUCCGUUCCAUGAAUUCCAUUCCAGCCAUUACAAUGAGCCCAUCCUCCUAUAGCUCCUCCCACCAGCCUCCUCUGACACACAAACACACACACACACACACACACUGAAUUUUUUGUGAUUAGCCCUGUAAUGAAGACCAAGGUGUCCAUGAUUACUUAAAGUUCCACAAAUCUAAAAUGACACAUUCCUCAGUGAGGGAGCCAAUGUGUUUCUAACAUACACUGUAGGUCCAUUAUAUAACCAGGCACUGCAGCUCUUUGCUUCUCGUCCCUUCUGUCGUUCUGCAACAAGAGCCAAGCGUUAACCUGCCUUAAACGAACAGAAAUAUGAUUUAACAUUUUAAUUAGGCACGUCAAAAUAACCUGUCGUUGUAUUAUGAUAAACAUUGAGUGGACAAAACAGUAAGAACACCUUCCUAAUAUUGAUUUGCACCCCCCAUUCACCCUCUGAAUGUCACACAUACACAAUCCAUGUCUCAAUCCUCUCAAGGCUUAAAAAUCCUUCUUUAGCCUGUCUACUCCCCUUCAUGUACACCGAUUUGAAGUGGAUUUAACAGGUGACAUCAAUAAGGGAUCAUAGCUUUCACUUGGAUUCACCUGGUCAGUCUUCCUAAUGCAAGUGUUCCUAAUGUUUUGUCAACUCAUUGUACAGUAUGUGUUCUGUGUGAGCGCCAUCUUUCACCAACUAUGUAAGAGUAUGCCUUUUAGUCUAUGUGUCCUGCAAAACUGUCUGUUCUGUACUAGAUUCUCCUAUAUCUCUGUCAGUAAAUAAAAUAUCAUGUCAACUGUUAA